AAUAUUUUGUAGAAUUACUUAUUAUUGGUUUGGAUGUUAAUCAUUAUAUUGUAGUUAUGGACAAGGGUAGACCAUUUGAUCAUGAAAUAAUUGAAGAGAAUUGUAUAUCUAAAGAUUUUAGCAGGUGUGGUAUCAAGUCCAUCCCAGAUGAAAUUCUUUAUAAACUAGUAAAUAUACAGUACUUAUACUUAGAAGGGAAUGACUUAACAGAGUUAAACCCAUCUUUGUUCCCGACUUUACGAGAACUAAGGUGGCUUGACUUGAGAAACAAUAAAUUGAGGACCAUUCCUAACUCAGUAAUGGAUCAUCCAUCUCUGCAAGUUUUACUGCUAGAGGGCAAUCAUUUAGAAAGUAUUCCUAUUGAAAUAGGAUCUGUAAAAACACUGAGGGGCUUGCAACUAGCGAGAAACCCACUCGAGUACCCUCCUCCCCACAUUGUCAACCAAGGGGUGCAAAGCACUAUAGAGUUUUUACAAAAAGAGUGGCUUCAAAUGCAGUCACCUCAACAAAUACAUCUCAUUUCAGAGACCCAUUCACAAACCAAGACAGCCCAAUCCAAACAAGGACGAAGGCAAAAGGUGAGUGGGAGUAAAUCAGCUGUGGUAAACAAGGUAGGAGAGCUAGAUAACUCGCACCUGAGUGCAGCAAAUCUCAGCAGGUGUAUCAAUGUACAGCCCAUCUCCCGGGACAGACGACAGGCACCUCAAGAUGUGGGACAGGUCUUGAUGGUUGAUAAUCCUUCUUCUUCAGUCAACUGUAAAAAGCGGUCAAGAAGUUUAACUAAAGCCAGAUCAAGUGUACCACUUGACAACGAUCAUUCGAGGAGCAACAACAGAGACAUGCAACUGAGCCUCAUACGAGACAUUUGGAUAGAGAAAGUUCGUGAAAUGUUAUUAAAACAAGAUGCAAUACUUCAAAGAAGAAAGAAUGUGGAGACAUUGCAGCAGUGGCAAGAUGAAACCAAACUACUCAAGCAAACACACGUCAAGAAAGUUUCUUGUAAGACAGAGGUUGACUUCCCCUUUGGCACUGAUCCAGAAUACCUCAAAAUAUUGUCAAGAAAAGAUUUGAAAGAGGACUGGAACCACCGAAGGGAAUCAUCUCCCCACAAUUUCCGGCAUGAGGAGCCAAUAAAUAACAGGAUUGUAUCAAUAAUGACUGCACUUCAAGAGUUGCAGACCAGUCAAUCCUCAACACUGAUGAGUCCUCGGACUGAGCAAAAGAUACUCUCUGAAGAAAUAAAAAAGAUACGAGACAUUCAGAGAAGUUUGAGUGCUUUGAAACUGAAGAAUUUUGGUCAACUUGGGUAUUCAAGGUAGAAUUUCCAAUUAAUACAUCAUUAAUAAGCUUGUUUGAAUGUCAAUUUAAAAUAAAUUCAGCAUAUAUAACACACAUUUAUAUCUUA
Messenger RNA from Macrosteles quadrilineatus (aster leafhopper), 1405 nucleotides. RefSeq names its product leucine-rich repeat-containing protein 27-like. Bases 57 to 1319 code for a protein of 420 amino acids. Gene Ontology annotation, molecular function: protein binding. NCBI's taxonomy places the organism in Eukaryota, Metazoa, Arthropoda, Insecta, Hemiptera, Cicadellidae. The record is from RefSeq and is a predicted model, not a curated record. The transcript is spliced from 11 exons.